Gastrolobium bilobum is the source of this 1451-nucleotide messenger RNA. Its product is annotated as alpha-amylase. Gene Ontology annotation, molecular function: alpha-amylase activity; calcium ion binding. The transcript has 4 exons. Bases 65 to 1330 code for a protein of 421 amino acids. The record is from RefSeq and is a predicted model, not a curated record. NCBI's taxonomy places the organism in Eukaryota, Viridiplantae, Streptophyta, Magnoliopsida, Fabales, Fabaceae. Gene Ontology annotation, biological process: carbohydrate metabolic process.
AGGUAACGCUGCCUCUAUAUAAGGCACAACCGAAGAAAACUUUUUGUACCGCAGAACCGAAACUAUGGAUUCCCUCCUUUGGCUCAUCAUUUUUUUCCUCUGUCUUUCACUCUUUCCCCUUUUCGCUUCCCCUGCCUUGCUGUUUCAGGGUUUCAACUGGGAAUCAAGUGGCAAAGGAGGAUGGUACAACUCUCUGAAGAACUCCAUUCCUGACCUAGCAAAUGCCGGAAUUACCCAUGUUUGGCUUCCUCCUCCCUCUCAAUCAGCUGCUUCUCAAGGGUAUCUUCCAGGAAGGCUAUAUGAUCUUGAUGCAUCAAAGUAUGGUUCCAAGGAUGAACUGAAGUCCCUGAUUGCGACUUUCCAUGAUAAAGGAAUCAAAUGCCUAGCUGACAUAGUCAUCAACCAUAGAACUGCUGAGAGGAAGGAUGGGAGAGGGAUUUAUUGCAUCUUUGAAGGUGGAACUGCAGAUUCACGUCUUGAUUGGGGUCCAUCUUUUAUUUGCAGAGAUGACACUGCUUAUUCUGAUGGCACUGGAAACCUUGAUAGUGGAGAUGACUUUAAAGGUGCACCUGACAUUGACCAUCUCAAUCCACAGGUUCAGAGGGAGUUGUCUGAUUGGAUGAAUUGGCUCAAGACUGAGAUUGGUUUUGAUGGGUGGCGAUUUGAUUUUGUGAAGGGUUAUGCCCCUAGCAUUACCAAAAUUUAUAUGGAACAAACUUCACCAGAUUUUGCAGUUGGAGAGAAUUGGGGUUCUCUUUCUAAAGGGCAAGAUAACAAGCCUAACUAUAACCAAGAUGCUCAUCGUGGUGAACUAGUUAAUUGGGUUCAAUCUGCAGGUGGUGCUGUCACUGCCUUUGAUUUCACCACCAAAGGGAUUCUUCAAGCUUCUGUACAAGGGGAACUGUGGAGGUUGAAGGAUUCAAAUGGUAAGCCACCUGGGAUGAUAGGUGUAAAACCAGAAAAUGCUGUAACAUUUAUUGACAACCAUGACACGGGUUCCACUCAACAAAUUUGGCCAUUCCCAUCUGACAAAGUCAUGCAAGGAUAUGCUUAUAUUCUAACACAUCCUGGGAACCCAACAAUAUUCUAUGAUCACUUCUUUGAUUGGGGCCUGAAGGAGGAGAUAGCAAAAUUGACUGCUAUUAGGGUGAGGAAUGGGAUCAAUAUGAAAAGCACUGUGAACAUUCUAGCAGCUGAUGCUGACCUUUAUGUUGCAGAGAUAGACAACAAGAUCAUAAUGAAGAUAGGGCCCAAGAUGGACCUUGGAAAUCUUAUUCCCUCAAAUUUCCGUGUUGCUGCCUCUGGCCAAGACUAUGCCGUGUGGGAGUGACUAAAAUGAUACCAAUAAUGAUAAAAGUGUACGUCAUUUUAAAAGAUAUAAAGUUGUGUCAUUUUAAGUGAGAGAAAGAAAUAAAAUAUGAGAGAGAAAAAGAGAUAGAACAUGAGAGAGA